ACCCCAAAUUGACGUUUUACAUCUUUCCUCGCGCACUUGCGCUUUCUUGUAAAAACGAUUUUAUUGCGUUUUAGGAAGGCGUAUCAAAAUGACUUCCGUUGUGAGGGCCGGGCACUUGGCUCCGUAUUUCAAAUCCACCUCCCAAGUGGUUUCAAACGGUCUGAGACCACUGGUCGCCGUUCCAGUGUCCAACGAAAAGAUAGUGGCACAACCUCUGCCCAAAGCCUCGACUGUGCAAUAUUUGCAUGGAUCCCUGCCUAUCCAGGGCCUGAAGGUCAAAGCUAGCGCGAAAGUGCCAACUCAAGUACGAUUUGCGCAUACCGAUAUUGCGUACCCCGAUUUUUCCGCUUACCGCCGUAAGGAGACCCAGGAUCCCACGGCGCAGGCCAAGGAGAGUGCUGAUGGACGCCAAUCAUUCACAUACCUUAUGGCUGGAGGUUAGUAUACUUCUAUUCCUGUUUCAUAACAAUGUACAAAGUCUGUAGUAACGUAGUUCGUGUCCUCAAUGGAUGCUGCUGACGUCUUGGCUUUGGCCAAGAUCAAGAUCAAGCUCUCUGAGAUCCCCGAGGGCAAGUCCGUCACUUUCAAGGAAUGGGGCAAGUCGCUGUUCAUCCGCCACAGGACACCAGAAGAGAUCGCCACCGAGAAGGCCGUCCCGGUGGAGACCCUCCGCGACCCGCAACACGACGACCAACGCACCCAGGACCCCGGCUGGCUCGUCGUCAUCGGCGUCUGCACGCAUCUCGGCUGCGUGCCCGUCGCUAACGCCGGCGACUUCGGCGGGUACUACUGCCCCUGCCACGGCUCACAUUAUGACGCGUCCGGACGCAUCCGGAAGGGCCCCGCGCCUUUGAACCUUGAAGUCCCUCCUCACCAGUUCGUUGACGAUGGCAUCCUCAUUGUAGGCUAAGCGUAUUUAUUAGUCGCCUCGCUGCGAGCUUUAAAUACAUAUUCAAAAUGUGCUUUGUUCAAAGUGAUCAGUAUUUUUGAUAGUGUAUUUAAGGGGCGUGGCGGGCGGCUGUAGCAAAUUUUAUUUAAUAAGGAUAAUUUAUCCUAAUGUUACAACAAUAGAAAUCAAUAAAUGUGAUGCGAUCAACA
Messenger RNA from Leguminivora glycinivorella, 1098 nucleotides. RefSeq names its product cytochrome b-c1 complex subunit Rieske, mitochondrial (gene RFeSP). Gene Ontology annotation, cellular component: membrane. The record is from RefSeq and is a predicted model, not a curated record. Gene Ontology annotation, biological process: mitochondrial electron transport, ubiquinol to cytochrome c. Gene Ontology annotation, molecular function: 2 iron, 2 sulfur cluster binding; quinol-cytochrome-c reductase activity. Lineage: Eukaryota; Metazoa; Arthropoda; Insecta; Lepidoptera; Tortricidae.